GACCAGGGGAAUAUGAAGUGACCUGUUCCCGCAACUGCAUGGCACCUGUUCGUGUUCAUGGCGUUUCUAGAAGCAUCGCUACACGUCGUGCAACACACGGUGCGUCAGAACGAGCUCCCACUAGUUGGUGAUACCGUACCUGAUACGGCAGGCAAUGCGUGAAAGAACGACGUUCACCCGAAAUGCCGAAUGCAGCGGCGUCAUUUCUAGGCGGCAAGUCGGUGCGAUGAACGGCGAGCUUGUGUCCUUACAGUCGACGCUCAUUUGAAAUUAGCGGCGUCGUUUCUAAGCGGAUCGAUUCCAAUCCAUUUCUAAGGGAAUUUGUAAACGUGGAUUCUAAGGGAAUGGCGAGACAGCUGACGAAUGCAGCUGCGUGGGCGCCGUUUGGAACGAGUGGCGUUGAGAGCCAGGGAGGAAAUGUCGGGUCGAGAUUAGGGGAGCGAAUCGACAGUCGUUGUGGUCGCAAUCGGUUAUCUCGUCGGGGGAAAGGCAGCCUUUGCAUUGGAAGGGUUCUCGCCGUGUACUCGUCUCGACCUGCCGUUCUUGUGCCGUUUCUGCUUGUAUGGGGGGUGCUUCUAUCGGGACGAUCCAACAAUGUAGACGCGGAGGGAGGAGGCGGAGUGAGGCGACUUCUGGCGACGAAGGGUUCGGAUGCAUCUUCAUCAGCAGCAGCAGCAGCAGCAGCGGCGGCAGCAGCAGCGGCAGCGGCCAAAACUACGGCAGCAUUAACAGCAGCGGCUGCUGCUUCGAAAUCCGCAGCAGGUCAGGAACCAAUCGGUGGCGCCUUUGGCGUCUUUGGCGUCGUCAUCAGCGGCAGCAGCACAAGCAGCGGCAGCAGUGGCACUAGCAGCAGUCCAAGCGGCAGCUCACAAAUCCGAGGCCAGACAGACCAAUCCCAAGGCCAGCAGCAGCAGCAGCAGCAGCACCACCACUUGCUGCAGGCCCUGGAGUCGUACGGCCUCGAUAUCAUCGACCUGAACCCCCACGACUCCCGCCACGUCACCGCCCCCAUCCCCAUUAUGGCGCCAUCCGCUUUUGGCACCGAUCGUUAUGGUCACUCCCAUGCAGCAGCGGCAGGAGGGGCAGCAGGAAACACAGACGCUGGAGCAGCCGUUACAUCUGCUGCUACAGGGGGCGUUGCAUCUCACUUGGGCAUUACAUCUGCUUCACUAGACUCGCCCCCUUCUCACGUCCAAUGGCACGUCGCCAGCUGCCAGUCCCCCCCUCUCUGCCCCCACCUAGCGCCGUGCCUUGGCGCGCCUGGACUGCACCCAGCAUCGGAGGGGGGUCCUGGGGAGGGGAGAGGAGGGGAGGUAGGGGAGGACGGGGCCGGGCAGGAGGCGGGGAGAGGGGAGGAGGAAGAUGGAGCUGGUGCCGUGCUGGUGUGUGAGAAUCCACCAUACGUAGAUUUGGCGGAGGGUUCGCGCUGUGGGACUGGUGCAGCUGGCGGGGGGGGCGGGUGGGCGGAGUGGGCGGGGAGGGUGCACGAGGUGAGGGGCGUGUUUGUGAACGGCAAAGGGCAGGUGUUCAACGCGACUCACGUGUUCCACGCCAAUGGCUGCCACGGGCUCCACCAGUUCUUCUACCCUUUUGGCACCCGGGUAACUAUUCACGAUACCCUCGUCAAUCUCCUCGUCUCAGGAGGCCAGGGGGCAGCUGCUGACGUGGCAGGCAGAGACAGAAGCGGAGGGAUAGUGUUACAAGUGGCACCGUUGUUGCUGCAAGUGGCACCGUUUCUGAGAAAGAAUCCGGAUGUGCCUCUCCUGCUGGGGCAGGCACGGCUCCCUCGCCUGCUCGCGCCCCCAUCCCUCAAUGUCACCAUCGUCGCUCCUCCUGCUGCUAGCGAGCUCUUCUUUGUCAGACGGCUCAUUCAGCCCACCCAGCAGCACUGCGGCCGUCUGAGCCCCUCCUUGUGGACCCAUCUCCGCGCCUCCUUCCUCCACCCCUCCUCCAACCACCUGCCGCUGCUGCAGCCUGAUUGGUCACUGCGGCUGGCAGAAGGGGGAGGGGAGGAGGAGGGGAAAGGAGGGGAGGGGAAAGAAGGGGAGGGGGAAGAAGGGGAGGGGAGGGUGGUGGUGGUGGCGAUGCCUCGAGGGGUCCACAUGGCGGAGUUUGAUUGGCUCGUGGGUCGGCUGAGGCAGCAGUUUGGGGAGAGGAAGGUCACUGUGGUGAAGAGGCUCGGGUGGAAGCAAGCGCGCACCCUCCUCCCCCUCACCUCCCUCCUCGUCUCCCUCCCUCUCCCCUCCCUCCUCCCGCUCCUCAUCUACUCCCGCCCCAACUCCUCCCUCCUCCUCCUCCACCCUCCCCUCGGUCUCCCACUCUCCCAAUCCCCCCUCUCCUCCUCAUCCUCGCCCGCUCUCCCCGGGGAAUAUUCGGAGCCAUCUAAGCCCCGGCCCCCCUCUCCCUCGCACGGCCCGUUCCUUUCUUCCUCCUCCAUCAUCCAAUCCCUGAGUGCCACGUGUCACCUGCACGUCGUCUCUGUGCCAUCUGAGCGGCUGGACUCCGGACCUCUGGUGAAGCUGUGGCUCGUCACCGAACCUGAGGCUCGGGAGGAUGGGGAGCUUGAUAUGAGAGACCCACAAGGGGAAAUUUUGGCAGCAGAGGGGGAGGGUGGAGGAACGGGGAAAAGCACUGUGAAGGGUACUGCUAAGAGGGGGGAAGGUGAUGGUGAUGGUGAUGGUGAUGGUGAUGAUUGGGGAGAGGAAUGGGAGGAGGAGAGGAGAGGGGAGGGUAAGGCUGAGCAGGCAGGAAGCACGCAAGAAGACGCGGAUGAGAGAGGAGAGGCGGAAGAGGGGGAGCAACAGGAAGAAGAGGAUGAGCAAGGGAUGAGGAUCACCUGGAGCAGGGAGGAUCUGGGGGAGGCGGUAUCUGAGGUGUGCCUUCACCUUGGGAUGGAUCAUGCAGGGCCGGCAAGCACAGGCAGCACUGAGAGCAUGGCUGGUGGGGUUGGCAGCAGCAGGGGUGCUGGGAGCGCUGCUGCGGCAAGGGAGAAGAUAAGCGAUGCUGAGCGGAGAAAGAGGGACAGGCUGGCAAAGCGAAUGCAGAGGCGGGAAGCAGAGGCCUGGAAGGUUCCUGGAAGCUGGCUUCGGCGCCGACGCGACGUCCGCGUUUUCGAGCGGUGGCUAGAGUGCAUCAGCCGCGAGGGAAACUGGGUGUAUAACCCGACUCCGAGGGUAUUACCCUGGGAAUACCCUGGGUUCAUGAACCUGUGUGACCACAGGCAGAAGGAGACGGGACUAGGAGUGUCUGGGAUUAAAGCGGACGAGAUUGUAAGGAGGGGUGGGAGCGAGGAGGAGUGGACGGUAAGGGAAUCACUCAAGUACGAGUGGAGGACCCCACCUGGCAGAUGCCCAUUGGGCGGGUUGAAGCCAUUCGAUGGUGCGGCUUUCUGCAAGCGGGCGAGGGAGGAGAGGGGGACGUUCAAGAUUGUGUUUCUCGGGGACUCCCUCACCUUCCAGAUGGCCGGCAGCUUCCUCAACGGCCUGCUUCGCCAUGUUACCAAGCCUGCUUCGUGGGCUGUGGACGAAUCCGAGCCUAAGCAGUGUGUGGACUGGCUUCUGGGGAGAGAGGGGGAAGGAGCACGAGCAGGAGACGACGAUGGUUCUGGGAAGCUGCGCCGCACCGCUCGUUGGAGGAAAUCAAGAAGUGAAGCUGGGAACGCUACUACCGGUUCAGGAGGUGCUAGUAUGGGGGAUGAAGAAGUAGGGGAGGGAGGAGAGGAGGAGGAGGAGGAGGAAGAGGAGACUGCCCCAGUGGUCGUGACACCGCACGCAUUCUGCAAGCUGUAUGUGUUUCAUGAGAACGUGUGUCCGGGCGUGAUGGUGCACGUGAUCCGCAAUGACCACCUCUACAUUCAGGACCCGGACCUCAGCACCUCCGCGGACAGCAACAGCACCGGUAGCACCAGCAGCACUGCCAAUGGGAGUGCGACAAGUGGCAGCGUGCCGUUUGACCACAUGCCAUGGCACUUAUACGAUGGGUUGCUGAGUGCUGAUGUGGUCGUGGUCAACCGAGGCGCGCAUUUUGUUGGUGGGAGGGAUUUCGAGCUCUCUGUGCGAGCCGCCAUGAGGUUGCUUCGCAGGAAGCUUCCUCGGGCGCUUAUCGUCUACAGGAACUCCCCGCCUGGCCAUGCCAACUGUUCAUCAUACGACCGGCCAAUCAAAAUUCGGCAAGAUCCGGCUACGUUGCCAUUCCACUGGGAUACGUUCUCGGCACAAAAUGAUAUUGCGAGGGAGAUAGCAGAAGAGGUGAAAGCGGUGUACAUGGAUGUUGAUACGAUGACGGCGCUUAGACCAGAUGGCCAUAAGGGGUAUGUGAAGGAGAGGGGGAUAACGGAUUGUUUACACUACUGUACACCAGGUCCUGUUGAUACAUGGGUUGAGAUUUUAGGGAACAUUAUAGCGCAUGGGGUAUUUAAUGAAGGCUUCGAGAAAUAAAAAUUCCAUAUCCAUUUACCAUAUUCCCCCGGAUAAAACACCCAUGGGUGGCAACAAAUUUUGAUGCAAAAUUUAGUGGGGGUGUAAUUAGUGGCACUUUUUGUACAACGCCC
Molecule: messenger RNA, 4549 nt
Organism: Closterium sp. NIES-67
Lineage: Eukaryota; Viridiplantae; Streptophyta; Zygnematophyceae; Desmidiales; Closteriaceae
Source: the annotation of a GenBank genome assembly